GACUAGAGUCGUUGGGCCCGGCGCGACCCGCGGGAGCGUAGAGAGCGCGGGACUAGAGUGCAGAGCUCGGGACGUGGAUCGGAGUCGGCGCGAUGGGCGGAGAGCAGGAGGAGGAGCGGUUCGACGGCAUGUUGCUGGCCAUGGCUCAGCAGCACGAGGGCGGCGUGCAGGAGGUAACGGCCCGCGCGGCGUCGGCCCACCCGGCGGCCUUGGCCACGCUCCUUCCGCCCUUCUCUGCCUUCGAGGGCUGAGACCCACCCAGCGGCUCGCGGGCUUCUGGGAUGCCCCCACAUUCUCACUGCGCCCAGCUUCCGGCCUGGCCACCUGCCAGCGGGUCUCACCCGGUUCGCAUCAGUCCCGGGCCCCCGGCGCCCCUCAGUAGUAGCAAAUUAUCGCGUCCUUGAGCUUAGGAUCCCCCUUUAGUUUCACAUAUGCCCCCACCCCCGUUUCCACUUUGAUGGCGGCUUCCGAGGAGCAUCCCUUAGUAAGAACCGUCGCAAAUAUCGUGAUUUGGAUCCACCAAGGCUUGGGGCGAGCCGUCGAAUGUGUGUGGUAGGGGAGCGGGCUGAUGUUAGCACGUGGUCUUGUUAGGCCUUGAAUGGGGGAAUAGGAGGCCUGUGUUCACGAUUAGUUUCCACCACCUACCAACUUGGAACCUUUACAUCUCUCCAAGCCUGAGUUUCCUUAUCUGUGAGACAGCUGCGAAUACCGGUUUCCAGAGAGUAGUUAAGAACCCUUGUGAACACCUUCUUCAGCUUCCUUCGACGCAAAACAGACUUUUUCAUUGGAGGAGAAGAAGGGAUGGCAGAGAAGCUUAUCACACAGACUUUCAGCCACCACAAUCAGCUGGCACAGAAGACCCGGCGGGAGAAGAGAGCCCGGCAGGAGGCCGAGCGGCGGGAGAAGGCGGAGCGGGCAGCCAGACUGGCCAAGGAAGCCAAGUCAGAGACCUCAGGGCCCCAGAUCAAGGAGCUAACUGAUGAAGAGGCAGAGAGGCUGCAGCUAGAGAUUGACCAGAAAAAGGAUGCAGAGAAUCAUGAGGCCCAGCUCAAGAACGGCAGCCUUGACUCCCCAGGGAAGCAGGAGACUGAGGAAGAUGAGGAGGAGGAAGAUGAGAAGGACAAAGGAAAACUGAAGCCCAACCUAGGCAACGGGGCAGACCUGCCCAAUUACCGCUGGACCCAGACCCUGUCGGAGCUGGACCUGGCGGUCCCUUUCUGUGUGAACUUCCGGCUGAAAGGGAAGGACGUGGUGGUGGACAUCCAGCGGCGGCACCUCCGGGUGGGGCUCAAGGGGCAGCCAGCGAUCAUCGAUGGGGAGCUCUACAAUGAAGUGAAGGUGGAGGAGAGCUCGUGGCUCAUUGAGGACGGCAAGGUGGUGACUGUGCAUCUGGAGAAGAUCAAUAAGAUGGAGUGGUGGAGCCGCUUGGUGUCCAGUGACCCUGAGAUCAACACCAAGAAGAUUAACCCUGAGAAUUCCAAGCUGUCGGACCUGGACAGUGAGACUCGCAGCAUGGUGGAAAAGAUGAUGUAUGACCAGCGACAGAAGUCCAUGGGGCUGCCAACUUCAGACGAACAGAAGAAACAGGAGAUUCUGAAGAAGUUCAUGGAUCAACAUCCGGAGAUGGAUUUUUCCAAGGCUAAAUUCAACUAGCCCCUGUUUUUUCCUCCCUGAACUCUUGGGGCUGAGCUGCAACCACCCAACUUUCUUUCCCACUCUUCUCUGGGACUUGUGGGCCUCAGGGCUUGGGGCAGGCAUGGGACUGGCCCAGGCACACAGGUCCCGGGGCAUCAGGAGAAAGGCUGGGGCUUGGGACCUUGUCCUCCCCAGUUGGCCUACUGUUACACAUUAAAACGAUUUGCCCAGCUC
Messenger RNA from Pan troglodytes (chimpanzee), 1869 nucleotides. It is a transcript of the gene NUDC, whose product is annotated as nuclear distribution C, dynein complex regulator. Gene Ontology annotation, cellular component: cytoplasm. Bases 802 to 1653 code for a protein of 283 amino acids. The record is from RefSeq and is a predicted model, not a curated record. NCBI's taxonomy places the organism in Eukaryota, Metazoa, Chordata, Mammalia, Primates, Hominidae. The transcript has 9 exons. Gene Ontology annotation, biological process: protein folding.